UAAUUAAUCCCUCCCAGAAAUUAAACAAAAAAUGGGCAUGAAGAUGAGUGAUGCUAGGUUCUUGGUUGUUUUGAUGACUGUAUCUCUAGGAAUGGUGAUGUUAUCGCAGGAUGUCGUGGGAGACGACGCCGUUUAUGCCUGCUUGGGAGGGUGCUACAACAAGUGUUUUAUCCUCUCCAAACAACCUCCAUUUGAGACACUUGUGUGCUUUUUUAAGUGUUUUUUGACAGAUUGUGUCUCAAGUGGUCCUCCUCCUGCAAACUUUGUGGAUUCUUGUGGGGUUGGGUGUUCCAUGGAAUUUUGCCCCCUUCAAAGUCUAGAUGAAGCAACAUUGGGACAAUGCAUUGGAAGUUGUGGGGACAUGUGCGAGCUCUUGAAAUCACUUGGGACGACACAACAACAAACUUAGUAUUGUGGUUUAUGUAAUACAAAUUAAUACACAAAUAUGUGUUAAGGUUUUGCAAAUUGCAAAGAUGUAUGUGCUCAAAAUCUUGGUUUUGGAAAUAAAUCUUUUGUCUUUAAUUUUA
This is a messenger RNA of Ipomoea nil (Japanese morning glory), 527 nucleotides long. RefSeq lists its product as uncharacterized. The record is from RefSeq and is a predicted model, not a curated record. The transcript is spliced from 2 exons. Lineage: Eukaryota; Viridiplantae; Streptophyta; Magnoliopsida; Solanales; Convolvulaceae. Bases 32 to 409 code for a protein of 125 amino acids.